GCAAAAGGGAUUAACAGAAACUUGUCGUCCCGACUUGGGCCUCGGAAACAAUUUUGGCAGCUCAUCCUGAAAGGCUCAGCUGCGUGUUUCGGUGUAAGUUACGGUUUUCUCCCUGCCAAACUUAAUUAAUCUGUGAACAAAGUUUGUUUGUGACUCAACGAAGCACGUAUAAAUAAUUCCUUUCCACCGCAAACAUCUUGCCCAUCCCUCGCUUCUCCCAUUCCCAGAAAACUUAACAGCAUCGAACAUUGCCGUAAUGAGGUUCUCCAAGGAAACACCAGAGGCUCGGGUUGCAAUCGUCUUGGCUGAGAGCACGAGUUCUACGCCCAGCUUCAAGGCCCACAUCCGCAAAACGCUCAAGGAUGGCGUUUACGAGAAGGAGAUCGCUCGGUACGUUGAGGCGGCGAUGGAGAAAAAGGACAACUUCUUGCUGGUUUCCGCCGCAACCGACAGGAGGAUCAAGAAGGCCGCCUGGGCCAGGAAAUAUAAUCAUAACGAGGAGACAUGGGCUGCGCUCCUAAACGAAGAGAUGUGCAAAAAGAUAGAGGCUUACAUUACCGCCGUCGACGCCGAUGUCAUCUCAACAAAUCAGCACCUUAAGGUCCUCGUUGAACAAUCCCCAGUGCGCCUGAACAAGCACUGGAAGGAGUCCAAACGACUAAGAAGAUUGGUCGCGCAGAUGCAGAGCAGCCUUAUUAUCCUUCGGGAGCAGACGAACCAGAUCAUCGGCAUGUGGAUCAACAAGAUGGGUCGCUUUGGACGUCAAUGGAGUAGCGAUUGGGCGUAUAUCGACCUCUUGAUCCGUCGAUGCAAGAACCCACAGCGAGCAAGGCUCUCCCUGUUCCGGGACCGCCAGGUCAAUGCUGAAAACCAAGAGGACUUCAGGGAGGAGGUCUUAAACGCAUACGGCACCAGGCCCUGCGAGAAGCCGCAUGGGCAGUACCAGGAGAGCUGGUGCUGUAUCGACGGGUCCUGGGAGCAGCAGCCUUACAAUCCCGUGGUUGAAGCGCGCCUCGUCCCCUACCAUAUCGGGGAGGCCCAGGCGCGGCACCUAUUCGGACCGGCAAUGGACGAGGACGGGCACUUGAUGAGCCCCAAAUGCGCCCUGUCGGUGUGCGCCCACUACGAAUGGUACCUGGAUUACAGCAUUGCCUUCAAACCUGUCGAAAACAGCGACGACAUCCAAAUUGUCGUGCUCCACCCGUAUCAGUCGUGUUUAGACCAUAUCGAUGGAAAGAUCAUGACUUUCCACAACGAGUUCCGGCCUGCAAAGCGGUAUCUAUACUUUGCCUUUGCGACGGCGCUUCUGUGGUCAGAAAAUCGAAGCUCCGGGCUGGUGGCGCAAGCACCUGGAACACGGACUGAAGGGGAUAGGGGCGACGCCCGGAGUGAAGCCGUGGAAUUUGUCGGCCUGGAUGCAGAUCACCCCUACACAAACCCAGGAACAGCUUCCCAAGCUGACGACGUCCAGGACAUACUGGUGUCUGAUUACGUCUCAGUUUCACUUUACAAGCACCCAAUUACCAGAUUGAAGCUUCCAGAAGACGAAGAAAGACGAGAUUGGGCCGAAAAAGACCGGCUAGGUAGCUACGAAUGGUUCAUGGAGUAA
This is a messenger RNA of Phialemonium atrogriseum, 1609 nucleotides long. RefSeq lists its product as uncharacterized. The coding region runs from base 257 to 1609 and encodes 450 amino acids. NCBI's taxonomy places the organism in Eukaryota, Fungi, Ascomycota, Sordariomycetes, Cephalothecales, Cephalothecaceae. The record is from RefSeq and is a predicted model, not a curated record. The transcript is spliced from 2 exons.